Tachysurus fulvidraco (yellow catfish) is the source of this 2137-nucleotide messenger RNA. It is a transcript of the gene tcf7, whose product is annotated as transcription factor 7. Gene Ontology annotation, biological process: canonical Wnt signaling pathway; regulation of transcription by RNA polymerase II. Bases 246 to 1664 code for a protein of 472 amino acids. Gene Ontology annotation, molecular function: DNA-binding transcription factor activity, RNA polymerase II-specific; RNA polymerase II cis-regulatory region sequence-specific DNA binding. Gene Ontology annotation, cellular component: beta-catenin-TCF complex. Lineage: Eukaryota; Metazoa; Chordata; Actinopteri; Siluriformes; Bagridae. The record is from RefSeq and is a predicted model, not a curated record. The transcript is spliced from 12 exons.
UCAAUCAGCGCGUGGUGCCCUUUGAUGUUCGCGCUACACGACUUGUCUUCUGCUCAAAAGCAAUAUUUGUUGCAGGCCGUGACUGCAUUACUUUUCAUCGCUCCGAGGUCCUGCGUAUUAUUUCUGUUAUCUCUUAGAAAGUUCGAGUACUUGAAUUGUGAGAAAAAUCACAAAAGUUUAUUUUUUUUUGACAAGAAAGUGGAAGCGUCUUUUGUUUUGUUUUGUUUUGUUUUUACAAAGAAAAAAUGCCGCAGCUCAACAGCGGAGGGGGGGAUGAUCUCGGGGCCAACGACGAAAUGAUUGCCUUCAAAGAUGAGGGAGAACAAGACGAAAAAAUCCAAGAGAACGCGUUUACCGAGCGGGACCUGGCCGACCUGAAAUCCUCACUGGUGAAUGAAUCGGAGAUCAGUCAAAACUCGCACCCGCCGGUGGUUAGGACAGGACAGCAGGAGGAGCAGAGAGUGUACGAGGACAAACACAGGGAACACCUCGAACAUCUUGACGACGUAACAAAGCCACAAGAUGGAGGGAUGUACAAAGCAUCACCAUAUUCUGGAUACCCGUUCCUGAUGUUACCAGAUCCCUAUCAUCCAAAUGGACAAGUGUCACCAUCUGCUAACAAAGUGGCAGUUGUUCAGCAGCCUCAUGGGAUGCACCCACUUACAUCACUUCUACCAUACAGCAAUGAACACUUCAACCCCAGUCCUUCUCAUCUGACAUCAGAUAUGAGCCAAAAAACAGGUGUUCACAGACAUCAGCCCCAUGAUCUCACAAGCUUCUAUUCCUUGCCUUCAGGAGGAGUUGGCCAAAUUACCUCAUCCAUGGGCUGGCAAAGUCAGCCUGUCUAUCCACUCUCCUCGUGUGGCUUCAGGCAGCCCUACUCCUCCAGUCUCACCAGCAACUCCUCCUAUUCAAGGUUCUCUCACUCUCUGAUUAUGGGGCCAUCUGGAAUGCACCCUACAGGAAUCCCACACCCUGCUAUAGUUCCCUCUUCAGGCAGGCAAGAGCAGUUUGACAUCAAGCCACAUCCAGAGUCAAAGAGGGAUAGAGAGUCUAAGAAGCCAGUCAUCAAAAAGCCUCUGAAUGCUUUUAUGCUCUACAUGAAGGAGAUGAGGGCAAAAGUCAUUGCAGAAUGCACCUUGAAGGAGAGUGCAGCUAUCAACCAAAUACUGGGCCGUAGGCUAAAGACCUUCCACUGUGUAUGUGUUUUACAGUGGCAUGCUCUAACUCGUGAGGAACAGGCUAAGUACUAUGAGCUUGCAAGGAAAGAGCGGCAGCUUCACAUGCAACUCUACCCAAGCUGGUCUGCCCGGGACAACUAUGGCAAAAAGAAGAGAAGAAAAAGAGACAAGCAGCAAGAUUCUGCCACAGGCCCUGGCUUACUUAAGAAAUGCCGAGCUCGUUUUGGCCUCAAUCAACAAAUGGAUUGGUGUGACCCCUGCAGGAGAAAAAAGAAGUGCAUUCGCUACCUUCAAAGAGGACAGUGCACCUGCCACAAUUCUUCCGAUGGAAGUGCUGUAGAAUCGCUUUCCUCUCCUAUUCAUAACUUCACACAACAAACCUCUCCUCUAAACCACCCCAAUGCUUUUCAAAAUGGCAGCAAUCUCCAUGCACAUACCGGACAAAACCCUUACCCCCACUGCUCAGUCCUCACAAACUUCUAAUUUUCUUCAGCAGAGCAAAAACAGAUAACCCAAUCAAGACUUUUGUAGUUCAUAUAAUUCAACAAUGAGAAAUUUAAAUGAAGACACCAGCUGCUGUAUGAAUCACAUUGCUGGCAACUUAAUUGUACAAUUUUAAAAAUGUCAUCAAAUGAUGGUAUUCUAUAAGUUAAAUAGUUUUUUUUGUCAUUUUUUUAUUCCCAUAUUUGCAUUUGUUUACAAACUGCUCUACUUACAAAGUGCUCUGUCUGGUGUCUUUCAACCAAACACCACAGUGUGAAUGCAUUGUAAUUAACAGUAAUGGAAAAUGUUUCAUCAUGCAGUAUUGAUUCUGAAUAUGUUCAGUCAUAGAAUAGUUCUCAAGUUACAUUGUAGAGUACAUGUUGAAUUAAUGCAGCUCCUCAAAUUAUUGUGCUUGUUUACUUCAUAUAUCAAAGUUCUUUAUUUCUCCUAAGUAAAAAAAGCUUUGUUUCACA